This is a messenger RNA of Ostertagia ostertagi, 390 nucleotides long. Lineage: Eukaryota; Metazoa; Nematoda; Chromadorea; Rhabditida; Trichostrongylidae. The record is from the annotation of a GenBank genome assembly.
AAAUUCUACCUCUCGUGGAGUUCACCGUGGAUCCGAAUCUGCCUAUUGACGAGGCGGUCAAGUUGGUCGAAUCGGAGCCACCACUUGACGGAGUCUAACUUCAAUCCUUUCCAAACUGCAUCGAAGAAAUCAGCUGAGGUGUGCCUCAAUGCGGAAGACCUGGCGCGCCUGGAAAAAGGUCAGGUGGUGGUACUUCAUCUACCGCCACCCUUGAAAACACGGUUUCUUUUCAAUCAAAUGCCUUCGAUAUCAGUUUCGAAAUGCCCAUCAUGUAAUAAGGUGUUUCACAGUGAUGAUUUUGAAAUGGCGGUCUUACAAGAAGGACAUUGUCCAUUUUGCCGAAGCGUGCAGGAGCGAUCGGAUAACCCUUAUCUCAUAGAUGAAAGCUGA